GACCUCCCCCCGUUUCAAUCAAAAUGGAAAAAAGUUUCCUCCCUUCCCCUCUCUUCUGAAUCCGGCAUCACCAUGCAGAACACCGUCGCGAACCCUUCCACUGCGGCCGCCGCCGCUGCGGCAGGGAACGGCGGCGUCCAAGCAUCGGGGGCUGGAGGGGAGCGGCCGGAGGACGCGUCGAAGCAGAACCUGGCGCAGGUGACGAGCUCCAUCCAGAAGACGCUGGGCCUGCUCCACCAGCUCAACCUCACCGUCUCCUCCUUCAACUCUGCCUCCCAGCUCCCCCUCCUCCAGCGCCUGAAUGCGCUUGUGGCGGAGCUCGACACGAUGCAGAAACUCGCCGAGGGGUGCAACAUCCAGGUGCCUAUGGAGGUCGUCAAUUUGAUCGACGAUGGGAAGAACCCCGACGAGUUCACUAGGGACGUGCUCAACAGCUGCAUCGUCAAAAACCAGAUCACCAAGGGCAAGACUGACGCUUUCAAGGGCCUACGGAAGCAUCUUCUUGAGGAGCUUGAACAAGCUUUCCCUGAGGACGUAGAAGCAUACAGGGAGAUACGUGCUACUUCUGCUGCUGAGGCAAAGCGGUUGGCUCAGUCCCAGGGUACUUUGCCUAAUGGAGAUGUCAAAGUGAAAGCUGAGCAUUGAGCGAAUGGUACGACUACAGAGGGCAAGUUUGUUAUCUCUGCUUAGUUUUGGGGAUGGCUUUGUUAACCAGAAACAUGCAUAUCUUUCUAUUGCACGUCCCCUGAUCAGUGAAUGUGUACAUACUAUCGUAGCAUGUGUGGCCCAAUGUAUUCAACUUAACUAAUAACUUCAAAAAGAUAUCCGGA
Messenger RNA from Zea mays, 830 nucleotides. Its product is annotated as mediator complex subunit 10 CG5057-PA. Gene Ontology annotation, biological process: positive regulation of transcription by RNA polymerase II. Gene Ontology annotation, molecular function: transcription coregulator activity. Gene Ontology annotation, cellular component: mediator complex. The record is from RefSeq and is marked validated. NCBI's taxonomy places the organism in Eukaryota, Viridiplantae, Streptophyta, Magnoliopsida, Poales, Poaceae.